GGAAGGGCAGAUACACCUGGCCAUUGUGCCAAGUUUGGUAGCUACACGCUUAUGGACCUAGCAGAGAAUGUGGUGGUCGAUCUCCAACUUAUACAGAGUAACGAAGUAGGGGGGAGUUGCCUUAUGGAGAAAGAGGGUUUGAUCAGAGGAGUCCGUUACCUUGAAGAGAAUGGUUUACCAAUCAGCCAGAUAGUAACGGACAGACACCUUCAGGUUGCGAAGUGGAUGCGGGAGAACCUGCCAGAUACGACACAUAGCAUCGAUGUGUGGCAUGUAGCAAAAGGAUUUAAGAAGAAGCUGUUGGCCCUAAGCAAAGAAAAGGAUUGCGAGCACCUAAGAGAGUGGAUAAAAAGUCUGGUCAACCAUUUGUAUUGGGUACCCUCCUCAGCACCUGAUGACGAAGACAGUGAGCUCAGAUGGGAAAAGUGGACCAGUAUUACCAACCAGGUCCAGAACAUUCACGAAGGUCAUGGGCAACAUUUUCAACGGUGUGAACAUGGGGACCUUGACCCAGCAGCUAGACGAAAAAGAUGGUUAAGACCAGGAACCAAAGUGAUGGAGAAAUUAGAAGCGAUUGUCAAUAGCAGGCAGAUGAAGAAGGACAUCCCCAUGCUCUCAUCAUCAUUUCAAACCUCCAGUGUAGAGGCAUUCCAUUCAGUAAUCAAUCAGUUUGCGCCCAAGAUGUAUAAGUUCUCGUACUUUGGAAUGCAAAGUCGCUUGGCCUUAGCAGCGCUUCACUUCAAUGAGAAUUCCAGUAAGGAUCAGGCAGCAACAAGAGAGGGGAAUCUUCAAUACAGCAUUGUAUUUCCAAAGCACAAAAAGGGGGACUACACUGUGAAGAAGGUCAAGACGCAAAGUACUUAUGAGUAUGUCGAUGUUCUUACAAAUGCUGCUAAGACAAGGGCCAGCAACAUGAAGAUGCCACAGUGUGGGGACCCUAGAGUUGCGCCACCGCCCCUGUGCGACCAGUAUGUACUCCCCGAGAAAGACGAUGCGGUGGGUCAGCUGCUUACAAGGUUCCGUAGGAAUUAG
Messenger RNA from Saccostrea cuccullata (small rock oyster), 1032 nucleotides. RefSeq lists its product as uncharacterized. The transcript is spliced from 6 exons. The record is from RefSeq and is a predicted model, not a curated record. Bases 52 to 1032 code for a protein of 326 amino acids. Lineage: Eukaryota; Metazoa; Mollusca; Bivalvia; Ostreida; Ostreidae.